CCUCUCUCCCUCCCUCGCUCGCUGGCCGAGUCGAAAUUUCCGCGCGCUUGACGCCUUCCACCUCCACCUCCACCUACGCACCUACGCACCCACGCUACGAACCUACGAUCCACAUAUGCUGGCCAAGGUAGCUAGCACCGCAUACGCAUACGCAGCGAUCAUCUAGCACAAGCAUGUCCAACUGCACUGAUGCGUCCGGCCUGGACCUCUUCAUAUGCGGUGGCGGAGCCGCUACCAACAGCGAAGGCCUCACCGUCAGCACUCUCUAUGCCUCGAUUAUCGGCUCCCUCGCUGGCUUCGGCGCUCAGUUGCUCGUCUUCGCCCUGCUACGCCUACGGCUGGAACGCAUCUAUCGUCCGAGAUCAUACCUCGUACCAGAGAAGGACCGAGUGCCUGCACCACCGCAAGGCUUGAUCGGCUGGCUGUACCCCGUCCUUCGCACCAGCAACAUCACCAUCAUCAAGAAGUGCGGUCUUGAUGCCUACUUCUUCCUGCGCUUUCUGCGCAUGCAGGUGAAGAUAUUCUUUCCUGCUGCCCUAAUCAUCUUACCUGUGCUUUUGGCUGUCAACGCGACCAGCAGUGGUGGACAAGAUGGACUGGAUCGACUUUCCAUUUCCAACGUCUCAUCGGGGCAGGGCUUCCGCCUUUGGGCCCACACGUUUCUGGCAUGUUUCUUCCUUCUGUGGGCAUUCUACCACGUCCUGACCGAGCUUCGGGGCUAUGUUCGAGUUCGACAGGCACAGCUCACCAGUCCGCAGCACCGUCUGCGAGCAUCUGCGACCACUGUGCUAGUGAGUGGCAUUCCAAGCAAAUGGCUCACCCACGCAGCCUUGUCGGGCCUCUUCGAUGUUUAUCCAGGCGGGAUCCGCAACAUAUGGAUCAAUCGUAACUACGACGCUCUCGCGGCCAAGAUCGAUGACCGGAGGAAGCUCGCUCGCAGCCUGGAAGACGCCGAGACGGUGCUCAUCAAGAAUUGUCGUUCUGCACACCUGAAGAGCGAGAAGAAGAAGGCCAAGGAGGCGGGUACAAAGCGCAAAACCAGUCAGGAGAAGAAGCAAGACCGAGCUGAUGAAGAUGCGGUCGCAAACCGCACGGCAGAGGGGGCGGGUUUCAGCGCUGGCGAAACACAUGAGGUACCUAAGGCUGUUGAACAGGCUGUCGAGGAAGACAACGACACCCACCACCAGGCUGAACGCAAGGAUAACCGUGCUGAGGCGACAGUGCAUUCAGAACAACGGCCUAAUAGCAUUGAUGGCACUCGCGACUCGCAUGUCAGCGACGAGACGACUUUGGCACGACCAUCCGGCGGCUCAAGACCGCCACAGAAUGAGUUCGAGGUCGAAACGCCUCACGAGCAUCGAAGAGGUGUAUCACUGAAGUUGCCUACCGACAUCUUCAAGAAUAACGACAAAUCUUUCAGCUUUCCCUCACCGCAGCCUGCCGUCGAGGAGGGCGACGAGUAUCCAUUGCGGAAGGCUGACACGCAGCAGAAAGAGUCCGAGUCCAAGCCCAAGAAGACAUGGUUGCAGAAAUUGGCAUUCUGGAAACCUGAGAUUGAGCCUUUCACAGACUAUGCAGAAGCAUACACCAAAGAGUGGGAUCAGGACCAGGAUGAGGAACCUUACUGGCGCCGCUACCUCGAGGAUAAGGACCGCGAGACCAUGCGCCUACCACUUUUUAGCCUUUCGUGGUGGCCGAGUAUUCCUUUAGUCGGCAAGAAAGUUGACCGCAUCUAUCACCUUCGACGUGAGCUAGCACGCUUGAAUCUGGAGAUUGAAGAUGACCAGAAUCACCCGGAGCGGUUCCCUUUGAUGAACUCGGCAUUUAUCCAGUUCAACCACCAAAUCGCUGCACACAUGUGCUGUCAGUCGCUCAGUCACCACGUUCCGCAACAGAUGACUCCAAGACUCGUUGAGAUCAGUCCCGAGGACGUGAUAUGGGAGAACAUGUCGAUCAAUUGGUGGUCCAGACCGAUUCGAUCAGGCAUCGUCUUCUUGUUAUGUGUCGUUUUAAUCCUCCUCUAUGCUCCCCUGGUCGCUUUCACCUCGUUGCUGAAUCGGGUAUCGGACCUCGUUAUCAGAUUCCCUUGGAUGGCAUGGCUCAACAGGGCGCCCCAGGCAGUCAUUGCGAUCAUUCAGGGUGUACUGCCUCCAGCGAUACUGAGUUUGAUACUCGUGCUUGUCCCAAUAAUAUUCAGGUUCUUCGUUCAUCACCAGGGCGUUCCGACUGGCAACAAUAAGGAGUUGGGUGUGCAGUCGUGGGUGUUUAUAUUUCUGUUCAUACAGGUAUUCUUGGUUGCCACCAUUUCCGGAGGCCUGUAUCAACUCGCCGCCGCACUCGCCGAGAACCCCGCCAGUAUUGUGACAACCAUUUCGAGCUCGCUGCCGAAGGCCUCGACCUACUUCUUCUCCUACCUAAUAGUUCAAGCCUUCUCGAAUUCUGCUAGUGCCCUAAUUCAGAUCGGCCCUCUUCUAGGAUGGUUUAUUCUGGCACCCCUCUUCGAUUCGACAGCACGACAGAAGUGGCGCAGACAGACCACACUUAAUAAGGUACAGUGGGGCUCGUUCUUCCCUCAGUUUGCCAACUUUGCUGUCAUAGGCAUGAUUUACUCUGUGAUCGCUCCCCUGAUCAUGGUGUUUUCGAGCCUGAUGUUCGGGCUAUUCUGGAUUGUCUACCGAUACAACGUCCUCUUCGUGUAUCAAUUCCGACACGAUACUGGCGGGCUACUCUUCCCACGUGCCAUCUACCACAUGUUCAUUGGAUUCUACUUCAUGGAGCUCUGCCUUAUUGGUCUCUUCUUCACCUCACACAAUGAGGACGGGUCACUCUGCUACCCACAAGCGAUAGUGAUGAUUAUUGCUCUAGUGUUUACUGUCUUGUUCCAGUAUAUGGUAAACAAGAGCUUCCAGCCCCUCUUCCAGUACCUGCCGAUCACGCUAGAAGACGAAGCCGUGUUGCGCGACGAGGCCUUCGCACGAGCACAAGCAAGCAAGUUUGCGCCACUCACUCAAGGCGACCGUUCCCCUGUGCAGGAGGAAAGACAUGACACACCGGAACACGUUGAAAGUCAAAAGCAUGAGGGCGCCAGUGAGAAUGAGAAGCCUGAGGCUCUCGCUCACGAGACCAAGAGUGAUAGAAGGGCAAUUUGGAAGACACCAGCCUGGGGUAAGGCCGCUCCAGAAGCCGUCGCUCGACUCCGCUACCUGGCAGAUGGCAAGCAGACUGAGAGCAUGAAGAAGCAUCACGAUGUAGAAGGACAACAGCACACUGUGGGAGAUGUACUUUAUGGCGAUUUUGCGGACGAGAUCGAGGACUUGAGCCCUGAAGACCGCGACCUUCUGGUUCGGUAUGCGUUCCAGCAUAGCGCACUCCGAGAGAGACGGCCGGUCGUUUGGAUCCCACGAGACACACUGGGUGUCAGCGACGACGAGAUUAAGAGAGCCAAAAAGAUGUCGACAGUAACCGUGAACGGGAAAGAAGUGACCACCAUCUGGAUGAGUAACGAAGGUUCUGCAAUAGAUGGAAAAGGACGAGUGAUGUUCCGCAAGAGCCCACCUGACUUUAGCAAUGUCGAUUUGGUGGCGCUAUAGCACUCAAGCAUCCGCCCAUAGUUAUAUACCCUGCAUACAUGAAGCGUUAUAGCGGUGAUGUAAUGAAUUUCUCCUUUUUGACCAGAUGGAGCCGCAAAUCAAUCGAAUCUUUGCCAAUGCUGCAUCUGCUGAUGCACCACGAGUAGCAGCCAGCCACGUCUAUAGCUUCACCUCUCCCUCGAAGCCCUCGACAUGCAUGAAAUUGGCUCGCAGUGCAGUGAUACUGGUCUCUCCCUCCUUCACGGCCCAGCCAUCGGAGCCAGGCCCGCUCUUCAACACACUCUCAUAGACAUCCGCGAAUCUCGGAGCCCACUUGAAAUGCCUGUGCUUCCAUUUGCUCUCCGGCGCCUUGCUGACAUUUUCUUCACUUACUCCCGCCGCUUCUUGACUUCUCAACUUCGCUUCCUCCGAAGCCGGAUCGUCCACACCUUCAUCAGAAGUCAGUUCCUGAAAACACGCACCUUGAUUCCACUCAUUCUGCAACACCUUCGUCCAUCGCACGGGAGCCUCCGAACAUCCCUUCUUCACAGGCACAUUCACCGAAUACAAUUGCGCCGGACCCCAGCUCGCUUUCUGGUAGAGAUACUCGGCAACACGAACACUAUGUCUGCACGACUCGGCGACAAUCACGGGAUCAUUGAGGCGAUCUGUAAAUGCAAAGGAGAGCGCGAUGGCUUUAUAUCCGCAAUGAGAAGCUUCCAAUGCGGCGCCCAACGUCCCCGACGAAAGCGCAAACACCGCCGAGGUAUUUCUUCCGUAGUUGGGCCCCGAAAUCACCAAGUCGAUGGGUCCGCGGUCCGACGUGAAAAAAUGCGAGAGUCCGAUCUGGGCACAGCCUGCCGGGGUGCCGUUGAUGAGAACCCAAGGAUGACUGCCAUCGUCGUGAGAGGAUGAUGAGCUGCGGGCAUCCGAAGUUGACGCAUUCACGUGUUCGUGUGGCACUUGAGAGGGGGGCCAGUAGUAGGUCGCUCGCACGUCCUGUCCUACGAUGUGGGCUUUGCCUAUCCAGCUGCGUUGGGAAUCGGGAACGAUGACUGAGACGGUGUGGCCGGCUGCC
This is a messenger RNA of Sphaerulina musiva SO2202, 4647 nucleotides long. Its product is annotated as DUF221-domain-containing protein. Gene Ontology annotation, molecular function: calcium-activated cation channel activity. The record is from RefSeq and is a predicted model, not a curated record. Lineage: Eukaryota; Fungi; Ascomycota; Dothideomycetes; Mycosphaerellales; Mycosphaerellaceae. Bases 174 to 3590 code for a protein of 1138 amino acids. Gene Ontology annotation, cellular component: plasma membrane. The transcript has 5 exons.